AUGGCAGGGGACCCAGAGGCUCCCAGAGCUAUGCUAAGGAGCUGGAAGGAGGCCCCAGUGUGGGUCACUUGUCUUUGGAUGGAUGGGCUCCGCCAGCACACCUGUCCCCUAAUUACGCCAGAAGACUAUCUCCACCAGAAGACUUUCUCCACCAGAAGACUAUCUCCACCAGAAGACUUUCUCCACCAGAAGACUUUCUCCACCAGAAGACUAUCUCCACCAGAAGACUAUCUCCACCAGAAGACUAUCUCCACCAGAAGACUAUCUCCACCAGAAGACUAUCUCCACCAGAAGACUUUCUCCACCAGAAGACUUUCUCCACCAGAAGACUAUUUCCACCAGAAGACUAUCUCCACCAGAAGACUAUCUCCACCAGAAGACUAUCUCCACCAGAAGACUAUCUCCACCAGAAGACUAUCUCCACCAGAAGACUUUCUCCACCAGAAGACUAUCUCCACCAGAAGACUAUCUCCACCAGAAGACUUUCUCCACCAGAAGACUAUUUCCACCAGAAGACUAUCUCCACCAGAAGACUAUCUCCACCAGAAGACUAUCUCCACCAGAAGACUAUCUCCACCAGAAGACUUUCUCCACCAGAAGACUAUCUCCACCAGAAGACUAUCUCCACCAGAAGACUUUCUCCACCAGAAGACUUUCUCCACCAGAAGACUUUCUCCACCAGAAGACUAUUUCCACCAGAAGACUAUCUCCACCAGAAGACUAUCUCCACCAGAAGACUAUCUCCACCAGAAGACUAUUUCCACCAGAAGACUAUCUCCACCAGAAGACUAUCUCCACCAGAAGACUAUCUCCACCAGAAGACUAUCUCCACCAGAAGACUAUCUCCACCAGAAGACUAUCUCCACCAGAAGACUAUCUCCACCAGAAGACUAUUUCCACCAGAAGACUAUCUCCACCAGAAGACUAUCUCCACCAGAAGACUAUCUCCACCAGAAGACUAUUUCCACCAGAAGACUAUCUCCACCAGAAGACUAUUUCCACCAGAAGACUAUCUCCACCAGAAGACUAUCUCCACCAGAAGACUAUUUCCACCAGAAGACUAUUUCCACCAGACGACUAUUUCCACCAGAAGACUGUUUCCACCAGAAGACUAUUUCCACCAGAAGACUAUUUCCACCAGAAGACUGUUUCCACCAGAAGACUAUUUCCACCAGAAGACUAUUUCCACCAGAAGACUGUUUCCACCAGAAGACUAUUUCCACCAGAAGACUGUUUCCACCAGAAGACUAUUUCCACCAGAAGACUAUUUCCACCAGAAGACUAUCUCCACCAGAAGACUAUUUCCACCAGAAGACUAUCUCCACCAGAAGACUAUCUCCACCAGACUGA
Salvelinus namaycush (lake trout) is the source of this 1350-nucleotide messenger RNA. RefSeq names its product RNA-binding protein 12B-like. Bases 1 to 1350 code for a protein of 449 amino acids. Lineage: Eukaryota; Metazoa; Chordata; Actinopteri; Salmoniformes; Salmonidae. The record is from RefSeq and is a predicted model, not a curated record. The transcript has 2 exons.